Molecule: messenger RNA, 1206 nt
Organism: Lineus longissimus
Lineage: Eukaryota; Metazoa; Nemertea; Pilidiophora; Heteronemertea; Lineidae
Exons: 4
Coding region: 205-699 (164 amino acids)
Source: RefSeq, a predicted model, not a curated record
UACAACGUUUUUUCUCAGAAACUCGGCUCUGCUAUCGUCGAGGAAACAAGGGGUUCGCAGAACGGUGCUAAGACGAGGAAAAACUGAUUUGGUACGCGUACCAAGGGAAGUGUUGGAACGCCGUGGAAAUGCGUCUUAGACAAUACAAACAUUUUCAUCGAGAUUCAAGGAGAGGCUGGGUAUUUUCUGUUUGUCCCCGGGUUGAUGUAUGGGCCAGUCACCAUGCAGAAGGACGUGUGCAUCCCCCAGUCGGGCGAUAUUGAAAUAACGAUCAAUAAAGGAAGCCCGGCAGGCCUCUUCUACACAAUGACCAUGACCCUCAAAGUUGAAGUCAGCAAUGUGAAUGAGAAGGUCGAUCCCUCCAUCUUUAAGGCACCUUGUAAACCUGAUCCGGCCAGAUUCAAUCCAUCCGACUCUCUUGAGAUUCAAACGCCGGAUGAGUUGGUUCAGUUGGCUCUCUCUCUAUUCAACACUCCCGCGUUUACCACUCCCGCGUUUACCACUCCAACAUACACAGGAACCUACGACCCCAGUGGUAAUCCUAGUUUUGAUACUACCACAACUCAAACACCCGAGACAGAGUCUGAUGAGGCUGAAGUUGAACAAGAAAAUAAUGAGGACGGCGAAGAUGAAGUAGAAGACGACGACGAUGUAGAAACCGAAAACGAAAACGACGAGGAUGACGAGGAGGAUGACUAGGAAAACAUAGACGAAGAAGACGGAGAGGCCGAUUCAACUAAAACCUCUGAUGAAACUCGGAGACGAAGGUGUCUAUCGUACCUGGAGCAAUCACAAAUCUGCUAUAUAGAGGAGUCGUUGACAGAAGUGUCUGCCCAACGAGUCGUACAGUAAUUACUUCCUUGACUGUCCGAAGUGUACUGAACCCAUAAGGAAACAGUACGACACAUUAGCCAUGAUUCUCGGUAUUACGAUAGUCUGUCCGAGAGCAAUUUCUACAUGUAUAAGGCUGAUCGGUUAUUUAUGUUAUCCUCAAUCUGUCCCAGAACUUCAUACAAGAAAGCAGGCCUUUUUAAGUGUAUACCUUCAUUCAUCAGCCGCCCAAUAACUGUUCAUGUAUUCGUAUUGUCCUUGCACCUGCGUCAUCUUGUUCAUACACUGUAUUAUAACUUUGUGUAUGGAAGCCUAUAACGGGGUGGAUUACUAUCCCAUUCAAUAGGCAAGAACAUAAAAUUGACUUGCAUCAAA